GAUUUCUUAAUCUGUUAUGCAAGCCGUAGCUUCUCUGCUUCUGUGAGAUUAUUUUGACCUCAUGGUUGCUGGCAAUGAGUUAAUUUGACUCUGAGUUAACAACGUUAUAGUCAAGAACAACAGUUAGGAUGGGAUGUAGUACUUGUGUAUAAUUGAUGUCAUAUAUGACCACUUGACUUCGAAUGGAAGUUGAGAGCUUGUGAUAUGCAGUGGUUCCCUGAAAAAAGUCCAUUGCCACUUCUAUCUAGGAUGUUAUAGUAUCAACAUUUUUAGUAUUGUCGAUCAUCUAAAACCGUGUGCAUCUUCAGUUUGGGUGGUAUGUAUAUUCAGAUGGUUUGUAUAUUUAAUGUCAGUACCAUUUGCAGCUUCAGCAACUUCGAGUCUUAGCACUGCAGGAGGGCCAAAGGGCAAGAAUACUUGGAAGCUCAAGUCCUAUGUUUACAGAACAUGGAACAGUCAAGGCAUUACCGAAGAUAAUAGGUUAACUACAUCAUUCGAUGAAGUUACCCCAUUCCUGCUAUACUUUACAUGGUGAAGAACUUGUUGCAGGUAUGUCCAUUUGACCAGUCCUUUGUUGAUAAUAUAAUGCUAUUUUGCUUCCUUUUCUUGUUGCAGAAAAUAAUAAUAAACACAAAACAAACGUUACCAUGCUCUUACUGCUUCCUGUGGCUGUCAGUAUUAUAUCUUUGCAUAUGUGGAUGCACCAGCUUACCUGAUCCUGAAAAACUUGAAUAUUAUCAGCACCGGUGUCUUAUACCGUAUCAUUCUAAAGAAAAGUUGAGUGAAAUACAGUGGGCUGCAUUUAUUCUGUUAUGUGCUGGUUGCACUAUUGCUCAGCUCAAUCCCUCGUCAGAUCAUGUUCUGCAGACCCCUAUUCAAGGUUGGAUGAUGGCAAUUGUGAUGGCUCUUUUAAGUGGUUUUGCUAGUGUAUAUACAGAAGCUAUUAUCAAGAAACGCUCUUCAAGAAAUAUUAACGUGCGGAAUUUUUGGCUAUACAUUUUUGGGAUGCUCUUCAACUUAGUUGCAAUUUGUGUUCAGAACUUUGAUGCUAUGAUUAAUAAGUUAGUAAUGAUGAUUUCUUCAUUCCAUGCCAUAAUAUCUGUUACAGUUCAUGAUAUUGAAUUAUUGACCACAUGUACAAGUGCACAAAGCUGGACUCUUUCUUUAGUAAAUAUUCAUUCGUUUUUUUAAAAAAAUUAUAUCAUUGCCACGUGUAAGCGUUAACUAUAAAUAUACAAUUCUAAUUUUGGAUUUUUUAAAACAUGUGCAUGCCGCACAUGGGCAUCUGCUAGUACAUACCUAACAUAAGAUUUAUCAGAGUCCACGUUCCCCAUUUGUGCGGCACGUUUCCUAUCGGCUUGGGGAUCCGAAAACCGCACACACAUCCCUUUCUCAUUCCCGGCAGGAAUCUCGGCAAGAUCGACUGCUCGCUGCGCCGCCGUUGAAGGCCCAUUUUCAUCCUGCUCUGAGGAUUCACCACCGCAGGGAAUCCGGUGUCACCGUACCCUUCCACAGUCCUGCUGCAGGCUUGGAUCUAGUUGGUGUCGUUGCCUGGUCGGACAGUUGAGGAUGAGAUUCGUGCUUGCCGCGUUUGCUCCACAAUUUGAUGGCGGUGGACUGAUGCGUCUACUACUAGCCACCACGAUUCCCAGGUCAGCUUUCGCUUAGUUGUUUCUAAUUCAAGCUUUUGACCAGGAAAGAAUUGAUUCGUGUGUGCUUUUGGCUCCGUCGAAUGUGAGCCAAAUCCGCAGCGGCCGAUUUGAGCAGCAAGGUCCGUCUUCCUUUGCUGUUCACUGGCGGCAAGGUUAGUAAGGUUUGUCGGCUUCAGAUCGCGAUUCAAUUCUUUUUUCUUGGUGUAACUCUCUGCUGGCACUAUUACGGGUCCCUUUGGAUCCUUUGCUGGUUGAUCUCGCCCAGCAAGGCUCGCCUUGCCCGCAGCGGAGAGCGGUUUUGGCUUGCUCGUUUUUAUAAGAAUUCGUUGACGGCACAGGCACCAAGGCAGUGAUCAAAACAAUCAAACGCCUGAUUUUUUGCUCAGAUAAGCAAGGCAAGAAUUCCAAACGCGCCCUACAUUGAUGCUUUAACAAAUACACGUUUCAUUGCGUAUCACAUACUACUCAAUUCUGAAAUUGAUGUCGUCAUUGACUUUUUUUUUGUUAUGUUUGACCAUUCGUCUUAUUCAAAAUAUUAGUCUAAAUGUGUAAAGUUAUAAGUUACGUUACAAGUUUCUUAAGUGAUAAAACAAAUCAUAAAAUUUAUUUUUUUGAAUAGGACGAAUGAUCAAACGUAACUAAAAAAAUCAACGGCGACAUCAAUUUCAGAACGGAGGGAGUAUUGUUUACCGUUCCAGUUGCAACCGGAAGGCUACACUCUUCUGCUUGCAGAAGAGGACGAUAUUACUCAAAUUAGCUGGCCGCUGUGCAUUUUUCUUGUUUGACUUCAUAAGUUCAUCAUGAGGAGAAAGUAGUGCUGAAGGAUAUUUUCAGUACUAUUUUUGUUUAUUUCUUAAAAGUUUUGGCAAUACAUGCAAAAAUCUAUGGACAUCGUGUAGGAGUACAUCUUAAUAUAUAUGAAAAGCGUAUCUAUCGCUUUUCGGUUUUUAUUGGAACACCCUUGUACAUGCCAAUACGCUGCCUAAGGUCGUCUCGGCGUGGCCUCGCAAUCUUGUUGUUUGGAUCGAAGAGCAGGACCUCCUCGAAGGCCUUGAGGGCUGACUUGCGCGCGCCUUGGCGCGCCCUUGCAGUUAUUUUAGUAAUGUAAUGAUAAUAUCAUUUGCUCAACAAUGUCAUAUCUGUAUACAUGAGAGGUGAAAUAAUUUCUGAAAAAAACAUGGGUAGCAAA
Molecule: messenger RNA, 2841 nt
Organism: Panicum virgatum (switchgrass)
Lineage: Eukaryota; Viridiplantae; Streptophyta; Magnoliopsida; Poales; Poaceae
Product: CMP-sialic acid transporter 2-like
Exons: 7
Coding region: 529-1191 (220 amino acids)
Biological process (GO): pyrimidine nucleotide-sugar transmembrane transport
Cellular component (GO): Golgi membrane
Molecular function (GO): pyrimidine nucleotide-sugar transmembrane transporter activity
Source: RefSeq, a predicted model, not a curated record